AUGAGCAGCUCUUCUCCGUCUUCAGACAAGAAGACGCUGGAGACGCUUGUUACCGUGGAAGAACAAGAAGAAUUCUUGGACGUAUUGAAACAGCUUCAGUUUGCGACGGCCUCUCAAGCACCAUCUUCUGAUCGAAAUGCUCUCGCGGCCCAAAAAGAUUUUAAAUUCUGGAAGACCCAGCCUGUCCCGGCGUUGGAUGAAUUUCCACGUCAACAUGGAGCUAUUGACCCACCAAAGAGCAUAAAUGAUGUACGACAGGAACCGUACAAUAUGCCACCCGGUUUUGUAUGGAGUGAACUUGAUCUUUCCAAUGCACAUGAGACAGAGGAAGUGUAUGAUCUAUUGACACAGAAUUACGUUGAAGAUGAUGACAAUAUGUUUCGAUUUGAUUACUCUAUUAAUUUUCUUCGGUGGGCACUCACACCUCCUGAUUUUCAUAAGGAUUGGCAUGUGGGUGUCCGUAAUCAGAAAACUAACAAGCUUAUGGCUUUUAUCUCUGGGAUUCCAGUCAAAACAAGAGUCUACAAAACGGUUAUGCCUAUGGCUGAGAUUAAUUUUCUAUGUGUACACAAGAAAUUGAGAACCAAACGACUUGCACCGGUGCUUAUCAAAGAAAUCACACGCAGAGUGAACCUUCGCAAUAUCUGGCAGGCCGUCUAUACUGCUGGUGUGGUGCUGCCAAUGCCUGUGGCGCAAUGUCGCUACUUUCAUCGGUCGUUGAACCCCAAGAAACUUAUUGAAGUAGGCUUUUCGAGACUUGCACCAAGGAUGACGAUGACACGCACAAUCAAGAUGUUCAAGUUGCCAGAGACCACUGCAGUGCCUGGAUUCCGACCCAUGCAAAAGAAGGAUGUUGCCCAAGUGACGGCGCUGCUGAAGACGUAUUUAGCCAAGUUUAAUCUUGUGCCAGACUACGACCAGAUUGACGUGGCCCACUGGAUGCUCCCACGCGAGGGUGUUAUCAAUGCGUACGUGGUGGAGAACUCUGAGACGCACAAGAUCACGGACUUUACAAGCUUUUACCAUUUGCCGUCUACUGUCAUUGGUCAUGACAAGCAUAGCAAACUGAACGCUGCCUACUCGUUCUACAAUGUGGCCACGUCGGUGCCACUUACGGAGCUUAUGAAUGACAUGCUGAUCAUGGCCAGGAAGGAGAACUUUGACGUCUUUAACGCGCUUAGCCUCAUGGACAACACGGAGUUCUUGAAGGAGCUCAAGUUUGGACCUGGCGAUGGCGACCUUAUGUACUACUUGUACAACUGGCGCUGUCCGCGCAUGGAGAGCAACAAGGUUGGUAUCGUGCUAUGCUAG
This is a messenger RNA of Peronospora farinosa, 1311 nucleotides long. Lineage: Eukaryota; Oomycota; Peronosporomycetes; Peronosporales; Peronosporaceae. The record is from the annotation of a GenBank genome assembly.